AUGGAUUCGCCCCUCGUCGACUCCGAAGGAUUCCCGAUUCCCUCUAUUGAUGUGUAUGCAGUUCGAACUUCGCGGGUUCAGCUGAUCCGACUGGCCAAUGAUAGGAAGGCCCUCCAAGCGAAGAUUGCUGAGUCACUGGAGGCUGCCCACGCUGAUGAGAGACUUCGGAAGGAAGCCGGCGCCUCCGAGCUCGAGACUCAAAAGGAAGAUUUUGAGAUUGUCCAUCGCACUAGUAAUGACCCCUUUGCCCGUGUGAUCAAUGUGUUGCCUGGUGGCCCGGCAGAUGAGGACGGUUUGAAAGAAGACGAUUACAUCCUUCAAUGGGGCCCGAUUCACCGUGCCAUUUUCACGGGCAUCGUCGGUAUGGCUGAAGAAGCGAAGAAUGCUGAAGGGGUUCGC
Molecule: messenger RNA, 399 nt
Organism: Mesorhabditis spiculigera
Lineage: Eukaryota; Metazoa; Nematoda; Chromadorea; Rhabditida; Rhabditidae
Source: the annotation of a GenBank genome assembly